AUGUCUACAUCAAACAGCACAUCGACUUGUUUUAUAUCAGUAGACUUCGAAAAUUACAAUAUCACCGAUUUACCCGAUACUGUAGUCCCAGUAUGGACCACCCUCGCUAUUAUCAAUGGAAUCGCUUCCCCUUUUACAGCAGUUCUUAAUGCCUUGAUGGUCUGGACAAUUUUAGGAGAUCAUGAGCUGAGAUCAAAGACCUACAAUACCUUACUGGUGUCCCUUGCUGUGACUGAUCUCCUUGUCGGGUUAGUAGUAGAACCCUUGUACUGCCAAUUCCUUGUAAGUUUAACCAAAGAACCCGAUCCACCAUGCCUAUUAUUUGAAGUGUACAUGUUAGCAAUGGUGUUUUGCGCUGGGAUGACAUUAUGUACUUUGAUGAUUCAAAGCGUAGAAAGAUAUCUUGCUAUACAGCUUCCCAUCUUCCAUUACGUCCACGUUAAAACCAAGAGGGUCAUGACUAUAACUGUUGCCACAUGGAUAUGUACUCCGACAAUCAUGUUGGCCCUUAGAAUGCUUUUGAAUGACUCCCGAGCCUUUAAGCAAGUACCAUUCAUCAAGUUCAUUUUAGGAAACACUCUUGUCAUCAUAUACUGUACUGCCAGAGUACACAUAACGGCAUAUUACAAAAGGAAAACAAUAUCCAAUGCAGCAAUGUCUACAUCUCAGCAAUCGCAGCAGGAUCGCACUGAGCAACAAAAGCAACAGAUCAAAGAGUAUAAGCGAGCCUUUACAAUGGGUAUUUUAGUACUCACCUCUGUCAUAUUCUAUUUUCCUUUUAUCACUGUCUCUAUCAUACAAGCUGUCAACGGAAAAGAAGUUACGCAAGAUUUUCAAUACAUUGCAAAAGAAAUUUCGGCAACGAUCAUUCACCUGCAGUCUUUGAUCAACCCCUUCAUCAUAUCACUACGCAUUAAGAAGAUAAGAAAAGGYUUAAAGAAGAAAAUGAUGUGUAGAUUCAAUUAA
Messenger RNA from Exaiptasia diaphana, 966 nucleotides. Its product is annotated as 5-hydroxytryptamine receptor 2C-like. Gene Ontology annotation, cellular component: membrane. The coding region runs from base 1 to 966 and encodes 321 amino acids. The transcript has a single exon. The record is from RefSeq and is a predicted model, not a curated record. Gene Ontology annotation, biological process: G protein-coupled receptor signaling pathway. Lineage: Eukaryota; Metazoa; Cnidaria; Anthozoa; Actiniaria; Aiptasiidae. Gene Ontology annotation, molecular function: G protein-coupled receptor activity.